AUUUUAACAACAAUCGACGGUUUGAAGUUUAAUAUUUUUUAAUGGCUCCUACCAUCCAAUCAUCUGCCACAGAUCUCAAUGAUAGGAAACGAGAUAUUAGAUCCUUGAAUGAAAAAAAAUCGGAUUUAUUGAUAAAUAUCAGGUAUACAAACACACUACCUGACGUUCCCUUUGAACCAAAACUUCUGAAAUAUCCAUUUGACUCAAAAAGGUAUAUAAACUAUACUCCAACUGCUUUGGAAAAAAAUUAUAAAUUUGACAUAAUCACAGACCAUGAUUUGGGUGUUCAUAUUGAUUUGAUAGAUCCUGAUACCUACAAAAUAGAUGAAAAUGCCCAGCUUGACAUUCGGGACGAGUCCCUCUUGCUCGAGGACGACCUCAACGCUUCCAACGCGCUUUCCAGCAUUUCCAAUCCCUCCAAUUCGCACAAUGCCACCAGCACCGGAAAUAACGCCGACUUGGCCAGGGCGGCGAGGCACGCCAAGGCGGUACCGUGGCUCAGGAGAACCGAAUACAUUUCCACGGAAUACAACCGAUUCACCCCCAGCUCCGACAAGGCCGAGAGCAAGAUCGGUUACCGUAUCAAUAAACUCAUGAAAGACGACGACGAAGACCUGUACAAGGACAGGGAUUCUCAAAUCAAGGCCAUCGACGCCACCUUUCAAUCCGUCAAAAAGAAGGCAACAAAACAUUAUAGCAAACCCAAUGUUCACGCUAUAGAAGAACUCGCCUUAUUUCCCGAUUUUUCUUUGUGGAAGCAUCCUUGCGCCCAGGUCUUGUUCGAUUCCGAUCCGUACACGUCAUCGAUUAACCAAAUCGGUUCCGCCAUAACUCGUGGCGCGAAUAUCAACGUCCCGCCGUCACACACUCACAAGGAGAAAAUCAUGUCUCAAGCCAUGAUAAGGGGUAUGAUGGACGAAAGUGGUAAUCAAUUUGUCGCCUAUUUCUUGCCGACCGACAAAACGUUGCAAAAGUUUGACAAUGAUCUCGAAGAAAAUGUCGAUUUUACUCCUGAAGAAGUCUAUUAUUACCAAAUGGCCCGAGAAUACAAUUGGAAUGUCAAGAACAAAUCGUCUAAGGGUUACGAGGAAAAUUACUUUUUAGUGUUUCGACCCACCGAGCCGAAUAGCUUUGACGAACAUGGCGAUAGUAUGGAACGUAAAACCGUCGCUUAUUAUAACGAAUUAGAAACUAGGGUGAGAUUAAGUAAAAGAAGGCUGGUACAAGGUCAACAAAGUCAAGUUAACAGAACCAAACUAGCCGUUAGGUAUAGGCCCUUUAACGAAACAGAAAUCGCGUCCCAGAGUAAUCGAUUUUCGCAAAUUAUACCGCAUGAAGGGGGCGAAUCAAAGGCGGAGGGCGAUUCCGAUCAAAAAUCGGAUUCGGAACCGGAAAUACAAAACGAGAAACAAGUACAAGAUCAAACUGACGAGGAAGGACAACAGGAACAAACUGAAGAUAAUUCGAUAUCACCACCAGCUCAAUCUUCUGACGAGAGUGCCGGGAGCCCAAAAAGGAUCAUUAGAAAUACGAAUGGGAAUAAGAACGAGAAUAACGAGGAAAAUGAAAUUUUCGGAAGCUCCGAUGAUAGUUAUGAAGAUGGAGAUUGAAAUUGUGAAAAUUGAUUUGGGACGUUUUUGUUAAAAUAUUUUAAUAUCAUCUGUUUUAUUUAUAUUUAAAAAAAAUGUAUAUACCAUGCCCGUUUUAUAUAUGUAAA
Molecule: messenger RNA, 1717 nt
Organism: Gordionus sp. m RMFG-2023
Lineage: Eukaryota; Metazoa; Nematomorpha; Gordioida; Chordodea; Parachordodidae
Product: RNA polymerase II-associated factor 1 homolog
Exons: 11
Coding region: 42-1610 (522 amino acids)
Biological process (GO): transcription elongation by RNA polymerase II
Cellular component (GO): Cdc73/Paf1 complex
Molecular function (GO): RNA polymerase II complex binding; chromatin binding
Source: RefSeq, a predicted model, not a curated record